This is a messenger RNA of Canis lupus familiaris (dog), 1482 nucleotides long. RefSeq names its product transmembrane protein 45A (gene TMEM45A). The record is from RefSeq and is a predicted model, not a curated record. Bases 247 to 1074 code for a protein of 275 amino acids. The transcript has 7 exons. Lineage: Eukaryota; Metazoa; Chordata; Mammalia; Carnivora; Canidae.
GAGGGAGAAAUGUGAGUGGGAGGAAGAAAAGAGAUUUCUCUGGGGCUGCUGAGAGGCUGAUGUUGGUGAAGUAUGCUUGUCUUUCUUGAGUAUUAAACAGCCAGGAUUUGUUAGCUCCUGAGCAGCACAUCUUCGGUACUUACGAUCCAUGAGAAAUUUGGGUGAAGGUAGUAGUGUGAGAAUAAUAGAACCAUCACAUUGCUUCAGAUUAGAAGGCUAAAGAUGUAGAGAUUCUAUAACCGAGACAUGGGGAGCUUCAAAGGUCAUGCCCUCCCUGGAACCUUCUUCAUUAUCAUGGGUAUUUGGUGGACCGUAAAGUGUAUUCUGAAAUAUGCCUGCAAAAAGCACAAACGGACUUCCUACCUUGGUUCCAAAGCAUUAUUCCAGCGAAUAGAAGUUUUUGAGGGACUCAUAAUAAUUGGCAUGGCAAUCACUGGCAUGAUUGGGGAGCAGUUUAUUCCUGGAGGGCCCCACUUGGCCUUAUACAACUAUAAAGAGGGCCAGUGGGUCGAACUCCUAAACUGGCAUCAUUUCACCAUGUAUUUCUUCUUUGGGCUGCUGGGUGUGGCGAACAUCUUAUGUUUUAUCAUCAGUUCACUUCCCACCUCCUUAACCAAGUUAAUGUUGUCGAAUGCCUUAUUUGUGGAGGCUUUUAUCAUGUAUAAUCACACUCAUGGCCGGGAUAUGCUGGACAUCUUUGUGCACCAGCUGCUGGUCUUGGCCAUCUUUGUGACAGGCCUGAUUGCCUUCUUGGAGCUCUUCAUACGGACCAGUAUCACUGUGGAACUUCUUCGGACAAGCUUUAUCUUUCUUCAGGGGAGCUGGUUCUGGCAGAUUGGUUUUGUCCUUUAUCCCCCCAGUGGAGGUCCUGCAUGGGAUACAAUGGAUCAUAACAAUGUUAUGUUUCUUACCAUAUGCUUUUGUUGGCAUUAUGCAUUAAACAUAGUCGUCGUUGGAAUGAUUUAUGCCUUUGUCACUUGGUUGGUUAAAUCUCGACUUACGAGGUUCUGCCCCUCGGAGGUUGGACUCCUGAAAAAUGCUGAGCGAGAACAAGAAUCAGAAGAAGAGAUGUGAUUUUGAUGGGCAUCUAGUCUUUCUGGGUGAACUUCUUUUUUGGGGAUUUUUUUGCUCAUGAUCUUGUUUCUUGAUCUUUUGCUUGGAGAACAAGAGGCUAAGGAUGAUUCUUGGUAUAUUGUUUGUAUUUCCAGUUUGGUUAAAGCAUUUGAAUUCGAAUAUUUUAUUUUUAGAUUUGAAAGUACUUUGGAUGAUAAAUGCAUUUUGCACAUUGGUCAUGGUAUUUGGGGCCUGGAGUGAUCAUCUGAAGUUAAUGUCCACACUAAGGAAAAGUGUUUUAUUUGCCUUAUAGAUAUCUUCAAGGUUCCUGGGCUUACUACAAUUUGUAACUCAUUGACAUGGAAUUACACUUGUUUAUCUUGUUGCUGCAAUGAGAAAUAAAUGAAUGCAGGAACCUUGAUACAGACA